Molecule: messenger RNA, 6141 nt
Organism: Danio aesculapii
Lineage: Eukaryota; Metazoa; Chordata; Actinopteri; Cypriniformes; Danionidae
Product: receptor-type tyrosine-protein phosphatase beta-like
Exons: 18
Molecular function (GO): protein binding
Source: RefSeq, a predicted model, not a curated record
UCAGUCAGUGUUGAAUAGAAGGAAACGGCGGUCAGUGGCUUUUCCUUCCCCUGAAAGAGAAUUUCCUCCAUGGCUGAAGCCUGUGAGUGUGUGUGUUAGAGAGAGAGAGAGCUCCGUCAGACCCUCAGAGCGCCGGCAUGGACACACUACUGAUGAAGACGAGGAUGAGGAUCAAUACACUGAUGCUGAUGAUUAUUGUGACGCUGGAGAUCUGCUCUGCGGCCGGUGGUUUUCUGAUUGCGCACACUAGUAAGGGCGUGUGUCUGAGCUCUCAUAAGGGAGCGGUGGUUCUGCGGCGGUGUGAUGAGCACAGUCCAGCCCAGCAGUGGAUGUGGACCAGCAGUCUGAAGCUGAGCCACACGCUGAGCUCCAGCUGUCUGUGGGUGAACCAGAGCUCCAUUGUCCCCCGCCAUGCCCGCCUGCUCAGACUGAGUCACUGUGCCGCUGCACCCGCCUGGAGCUGCUACGGCCCCCGCGGGACCCUUGGGCUGGCAGAGACGCCCAUGUUCCUGCACAAACAGGGCGCUCGGGUCGUGGUCCACCCCCAGCAGAAACACUCCAACUGGUCCAUGAUCACUCUGGACUCUGGAGGACGAAGGCGGAGCAUGCCUCUGUGCCCGAUCAUAGGCCCAUCCACAGUUUCAGCAGUGAAAUCCACAGGAGAAAUGACCACUCUAACUGUGCCACUCUGGACCCAGAGCAGAGCUGUGACGCACCACAGUAACACGGUCAGAAGCAGGACUAAACGCACUGUGACCACUGCACUGGGGGAUCCCACAACAUUCACCAGCCGCACAGAGAUCAAGAGGAAUCAUACACUGGAGACAGAAGCACCCUACGACACCGGCGGCAUCACAGAGCCAUCCUCCACCGCUCGGAUGCUGACCAGAACACUUCACCAGACACUAAAUAUCACCCAGAGUAGAGAUCAGACAGUAGAGUCCACCUCAGAUGUUGGCCAGACAGUAGAGUCCACCUCAGAUGGUCGUCGGACUGUAGAGUCCACCUCAGAUGGGCGUCAGACAGUAGAGUCCACCUCAGAUGGUCGUCAGACAGUAGAGUCCACCUCAGAUGGUCGUCAGACUGUAGAGUCCACCUCAGAUGGUGGUCAGACAGUAGAGUCCAUCUCAGAUGGUGGUCAGACAGUAGAGUCCACCUCAGAUGGUGGUCAGACAGUAGAGUCCACCUCAGAUGGUGGCCAGACAGUAGAGUCCAUCUCAGAUGGUGGUCAGACAAUAGAGUCCACCUCAGAUGGUGGUCAGACAGUAGAGUCCACCUCAGAUGGUGGUCAGACAGUAGAGUCCACCUCAGAUGGUGGUCAGACAGUAGAGUCCAUCUCAGAUGGUGGUCAGACAGUAGAGUCCACCUCAGAUGGUGGUCAGACAGUAGAGUCCACCUCAGAUGGUGGCCAGACAGUAGAGUCCAUCUCAGAUGGUGGUCGGACUGUAGAGUCCACCUCAGAUGUUGGUCAGACAGUAGAGUCCACCUCAGAUGUUAUUGAUCGUACAGUAGAGUUAACCUCAAAUGUUAUUGAUCGUACAGUCGAGUCCACCUCAGAUGUUAUUGAUCGUACAGUAGAGUCCACCUCAGAUGUUAUUGAUCGUACAGUAGAGUCCACUUCAGAUGUUGUGGAUCGUACAGUAAAGCCCACCUCAGAUGUUGAUCAGACAGUAAAGUCCACCUUAGAUGUUAUGAAUCAGACCGUUAAUCCUCUGAUCUCUCAGACCGGGUCUUCAGCUUCAGCUUUCUCUCAGUCUGACUCUGAAACUCACAGCACUUCUGAUUCCCAGACGGGCCCGUCUGAAGGUGCCAGCAUCACCAGCGCUUCAGAUCCCACACUGACUGAGAGCUCCACCAGCAGUUCUCCAGUGUCCCACACAGAUGGCUCAUGGCCCAACGCCUCAACCAGAAGCUCAAGUACAGACAAGAGCAUCAGAGAUAUGCAGACCAUUUUGCCAUUCAGAACCAGAACCACGCGAGCGAUUACUGAAGCUCUAUCCAGCACAGAGUCCAGAUCUUCUUCAAAUACUGUCAGCAGUUCUGCUAAAACAAGAGGGAGCACAGCAUCAAGCGCAGCAGUCCCGUACACAUGGACACCUGCAACGGAAACUCACAGAUUCACCUCUAUUAUGGACUUGACUACGACUGUGAGUCCAUCGACAGCUCAGGAAACCACUGCCACCACUGCCCUGAGCACCAGAACAUCAGCUACACCCACAGCCGCUCCCACAGCUGCUCCUACAACCACUACUACAGCCACCCCCACAACUGCCUCCACAACCAUGCUGUUGACGACGGAGGCAGCGGUGUGUCUGGUGAACAUGACUGCAGUUAGUGUUGAUAUGAAGUCCUGUGGUUUCAAUUUCACCACCCCCGGACGCUCCUGCAGCUUCAUCAUGUCCGAUGGAACUCGCUUCUCCAGAUGUUUUGAAGACAGCAGCCGCUUCACAUGCCUGAUGGUGGAUCUGAAUCCCGGCACCAGAUACGUGUUUGGAAUCAUUUCAGAGUCAGACGGCGCUCAGCUAAACAUCAGUGUUCAAACCGCUCCAGCUCCUGUCUCCUCAUUGGUCCUGCGCAGUGACGGCCGCAGUGACUCUCUGAUCGCCGCAUGGGUUCCUGCAGUCGGACGAGUCGACUCGUACCUGUUGUCUCUGCGGCCCGCCGGCACGGCUCUAAUUCUUCCUGCAAACACAUCUCAGUGCAUUUUGACUGGUCUGACUCCUGGACAACAGUAUGAGCUGUCGGUGAAGACCAGGAGUGGAGCACGAGCAGCUGAGCAGACGACCACAGCCAGAACAGCUCCGGGACAGGCAGCUCGUCUGAAGCUGGAGGCAAUUCAUCCAAACACUCUGCGUUUGUCCUGGUCUCCUCCUGAUGGGACGUGGGAUUUCUACCGUAUCCUGCUGUUCAAUGGUUCCUCUGUACUGGAGAACCGGACGGUGGACCGGCUGCAGCUGCAGUUCAGCUUCACUAACUGGACUCUAAUUCCUGGACGGAGGUACAGAGCUGCUGUCAGUGUGCAGAGCGGAGAUCUGAGCACAACCACAGCCUGCCAUGGGGGAGCCGCUCCGCGUGCGGUGCAGAUGUUGAGUAUCCGCCACGCCGCUGAGUCGAGUCUGCGGGCCACCUGGAGCCCCCCGGUGGGUGAGUGGGAGAACUACACACUCUUGCUGACGGACGGAGACGCCACUGUAGACUCCAGGACAGCAGAUCACGAUGUGCGUGAAUACAGCUUUACUAACCUGAUGCCCGGACACGCCUACACCAUCACCGUGACAACCAACAGUGGAGAUCUGAGUAGCUCCGCCCACAUCACUGCAAAAACCAUCCCUGCUCAGGUCACGCAGCUGCGGGUCAGUAAUGAGGGCCGGACCGAUGCUCUGCAGGUCAGCUGGGAUGCUGCGCUGGGUCAGCUGGAUCUGUAUCGUGUGCUGCUGAUCCAGGACAGUGUGGUGGUCCGGAAUGAGAGUGUGCGGCCCAACACCACCGCACUCCUCUUCCAGAGCCUGAGACCCGGUGCUCUGUACCGGGCGGUGGUGACGACUGCGCACCGCAGCGCUCGUUCCCGGCAGAUGGUGGCAGAGGGACGCACGGUUCCAGCUGCGGUCAGAGAUGUGACGGUCAGCAAUAACGGCCGUAUGGACUUCCUGAGUGUGUCCUGGCGAGCGGCUGAAGGAGAUGUGGACAGUUACUGGGUGAGUCUGCGGGAUCAGGAGCGCACCGUACACACACUCACCGUCUCCAAGCUCAGCACAGAGUGUGUGUUCAAGUCUCUGGUGUCUGGGCGUCUUUACAACAUCUCCAUCACCUCCCGCAGUGGAGAGUUUGAGAACCACACCGCGGUUCAGGAGCGCACACAACCGUCCACAGUGCUGAACCCCACUGCCACACAUAUGGCCCAAGAACAGCUCCUGAAGGUGUACUGGCGCCAUGCGGAUGGAGACUUUGACUACUAUCAUGUCUCCAUAAAGCACAACAACAUCUUCCAUCAGAACCGGACAGUCCCUAAGAGCCAGAAUGAGUGUGUGUUCAGUGGGCUGGUGCCGGGCCGGCUCUACACAGUGACCGUCAGCACGUGGAGUGGCAAAUACGAGUCCAGUGUUUCUACUCACGGACGCACCUUGCCCGCAGGAGUGCAGAACCUGUCUCUGGCAGACAGCGGCACUGAGGAUCUCCUGGUGACCUGGGCUUCUGCUCCUGGAGAUGUGGAUCAUUAUGAAGUCCAGCUGCUGUUUAAUGACAUGAAGGUGUUUCCGCCCAUCACUCUGACCAGCAGCACCACGCAGUUCCUGCUGUCCUCACUCACUCCUGGCCGACUCUACAAGAUCCUGGUGUCCACCUUCAGUGGGCCCAACCUCAGAGUGCAGUUCCUCAGGGGCAGAACCGUUCCCAGUACAGUGAAGAACAUCCACAUCAGUAACGAGGGUCAGAGCAACAGUCUGCGGGUCAGCUGGACGCCGGGGCAGGGUGAUGUGGACCGGUACACUGUGUCUCUGUCUCCGGCCCAGGAGAGAUCCGUCCCCAAACAUGUCAACGAGGUCAGCUUCCAGCGUCUGCAGCCCGGACAGCAGUACAACAUCACUGUUACAUCAGUCAGCGGAUCUCUGAUCAAUAACAGCACAGCAACAGGACGAACAGUUCCCUCGGCCGUGUCGGCUCUACAGCUGGAGGAGCAGUGCAGCACGUCCACUCUGUCGGUGUUUUGGCUGGCGGGUCGAGGCGUGUUCGACAGCUUUCGUCUACAGCUGCUGGACGAGAGAGGAACGCUGGUGUCAAACAUCUCCACACCAGCACAGGCCGCUCAGCACACCUUCACACAGCUCACCCCGGGGAAACAGUACCGUGUCCUGAUCCAGGCCCUCAGCGGAGGAGUCAGCAGCAAUGAUGUGGGGGCUGACGGCAGAACCUGUCCGGCAAGGGUCAGUAACCUGUCAGUCAUCAGCAACACCACCACCAGCCUGUCAUUCCGCUGGGGUCCGCCGGACGGAGAGUGUGAUGGAUUUGAUGUUCUUCUGUAUGAUGAAGAUGAAAGAUUGCUUGACCAGAAAUCAGGAAUCAUGCAGGACUGCUCUUUCCUGAACCUUCGACCCGGGGUGCUGUAUAAAGUGCUGGUUUUCACCCGCAGUGGAGAUCAAACCAACAACACGUCCAUCUGGGCCCGCACAGUUCCUGCAGCGGUGACGUUCCUCCACGCUGACAGCAGACGGAGCUCUGAGAGUCUGUGGCUGAGCUGGAAGCAGCCCGUGGGGGGCGUGAGCAGCUACACCCUCCUUAUCCUCAACCCUGACGGGACCCGGACUGCAGAGCAGAGCCUGGGGCCUGACAGCCGAAGCUACCAGUUCCAGAACCUGGUGUCGGGACGCCUCUACCAGGCUGUGGUUCUCACUCACAGUGGAGAUCUCACCAACAUGGCAACCACCAGUGGCAGGACGGACCCCAAGCCUCCAGUCUCAUUCUCCUUCGGGGAAAUCACCAACACCUCGCUGGAGAUCACCUGGAGCACUCCAGAAAACACAGACUAUGACGACUUUGACCUUCAGUGGAGCCCCAGGGACCAUCUGUCUGUGUUCAACCCCUACCACAGUCCCAUAUCUGCCAACCGGAUUCUGAAAGGGAUGCACCCCGGACGCCAGUACAACAUCAGCCUCCGCACGGUCAGCGGUGCUGGAACCAACAACCCCACCUACAGCCUUCCCAUCUCUAGGACCAUCAGGACAAAGCCGGAGCGUGUUCAGAGUCUUCACUGCCGUCCGCAGAACUCCUCUACCAUUUCUUGCUCCUGGAUUCCCCCAGAAGCUGACUUUGACUCGUACACUAUCGAGUGCACUAGGAAGGACUCUCUGAGAAUGGUGUAUUCGCAGCGUACAGUCAAAGGGAACACUGUGUAUCUGAUCAGGGAUCUGGAGCCUCAUAAACACUACAUUGUCUCUGUUAAAGUCAUCUCUGACAGCAUGACCAGCGAGGCGGUGAUGGAGAACGUGGUCACCAUGAUAGACCGUCCACCACUGCCUAUGGCUCGGAUUGAUGAGAACGCAGUUAUGAUCACCAAGUCCACCAUACUGUUCCACUUCAACUGCAGCUGGUUCAGUGACAUCAACGGCGCCGUGAAGUUCUUCACCAUCGUCAUCAUCGAGUCUGACG